UCCACUCCAGUCCUCAUUUUAUACCUUAAAUUCCACAUAGGGUGACGGGGAAACAGUAAGAAAUUGAUGAACAUCGCGUAAAAAGGAAGGUCAAUGGCGGUGAUCUUAGUCCCAUGAAAGUUAGCAUGUUGUUUAUCCCCCGACGAAUAUCCGGCCUGGCAGUCAGAGCUGUCAAUGUUGCCUUGACGCCUCAACCUUGUUGGAAUCACAAGUUAUUUUCUGCUUGGAGUUCGAGGUUCCUGUUUUGAACUAUCAGACUUGACGGAGUCCACCGGUCUGCCACUGCUAAAUUGUAGUUAAGAGCAAAGGGUCGUUGUCAUGGACCUUUAAGCGCACCACGACCCUCAUGGAAGCACCAGUCACAGCCGGCCCUCCCCCCAACGCUUCCACGCUGCCCGCCCCUCUGCCCCUGGUUCCGGCUGUGCCCCCUUCAGUCCAGCUGGGCUUCACUGCCCUUUUAGCCGCGCUUUACGGUAGCCUUUUCCUGGUCGUGUACGCCCAGCUCUGGCUUCUUUAUUUCUACAGACACAAACGAUGGAGCUAUCAGAGCAUCUUUCUCUUUCUCUCCCUGCUAUGGGCCGCCCUACGUACCACUUUGUUUUCGUUUUACUUUCGGAAUACACUGGAGGCCAAUCACCUCCCCGUCAUGGUCUACUGGCUGCUCUACUGCUUCCCUGUCUGCUUGCAGUUUUUUACUCUGAGCCUUAUCAACUUGUACUACACCCAGGUGCUACUUAAAGCCAGAGAGACUUACAGCUCAGAUGUGGAAAAACGGCUGUGCGCCGCCCGCUGGACGUACGGGAUACUGAAUGCCAUCUUUUUCUGCGUCAACUUGGCCUGCGCGAUUCUCGGAAGCCGCGGUGAUAGCGCAGGUGAUAGCGCAGGUGGGCCGGGGGAGCAGACCUGGACCCUGGUCCUGGUCCGAGUGCUCGUCAACGACUUGUUGUUCAUCUUGGAAGCGGUGUUGCUCGCCUACUCGCUGCUGCUUCUGACUCGCAACUCUCACUCCACUGGCCCGUACCUAACCAGCAAGGGGACCACGGUGUGUCGCACUGGAGCGCUCGGCGCCACACUCAUCUUGCUGUUUGCCAGCCGAGCUUGCUACAACCUCAGCAUCCUGGUUCUGUCUCAGAACCACCACGUCGAGUCUUUUGACUUUGACUGGUAUAAUGUCUCUGACCAGGCUGACCUACAUGAUGAGCUUGGUGACCGGGGUUUUCUGGCUUUUGGCACCAUCCUCUUCAUAUGGGAGCUGCUACCAAACAGUCUGCUCAUCCUCAUCUUUAGAGUUCGUCGACCUACUCAAGAGGUCAGCAACUCGACCGUUAACAAGAGGAUACUUUCCCGUCCUUAUUUCUUUGAUGACCCUCAAGGCAGCGACGAGGAAAUAGCCGCUCCGUGGACCGCAACCUACCAGCCCAAUUCAAGCUGGUACGGAUCCGAGACCACUCCUCUCCUGUUUGCCACCAACCCCCCAGACAAGAAUCACCAGCACCACUCUUUCUACUCCACUCCCCAAAACUGACCCCUGAAUGUGGUAACGGCAUUCUGGGAAAGAAAAAACAAAAAGCUUGUCAGCAAGUAGAAUGUCAGUCAAUGAAUUGGUGAAUUUUUGCACUGUAAACCUCAGGAAUUGUCAUCAAACAUUAAAUAUGCACCUUAAUGUUUUUACAUUUGCUGUUGUAUCUUAAAGGGAAGCAUCUUUGUAAAUUGAAACAUUGAGAAUUUAAUCUGGGUUGAACAGCAGUUUGUCACCUCUUUAAGAGGACAAUAAACUAUUUAAGUGGUUAACCCAGAGCUCAAACUUGUGACCCGAGGGCCAUUUGCGGCCGGUGAGACAAUAUUUUGUGGCCCCUAGCUUGAUAUGAAAGUUUGUUAGUGCGGCCGUCAAGUUUUUUUUUAUGGUUUGCUUUUGAACAGUGUUGGGUGUGGGGCUGACAAACCUACUGAUCACAGUGGGGUACCUGUAUGCGGCUCUCAGGGGCGUGACAUCAACUGGGCUCGAUACAAGCAGAGAAACAUUUUUCAGUGAGAGAAAUUUACAGCAGUGUCAACCAUGGAGAGUUUAAUAAGUCGUUUUGCACAUAACUUGCUUAUGCCAGCAUACUUGUUUUUAUCUCAUUUUGCUUAGAAAAAUGAGUGAGAAGUUUGGAUUUUUUUUUAAUCCAUCUAUUUUCUACUGUUUUUUUGGGGGGGUUGGGUCACAGGGACAGUAGCUUUUGCUGGGAUGCUCAGACUUCCCUUUAGCCUGCUACUUCAUCCAGCUCUUCAGUGGGGAUAGUGGUCUCUCCAGCGUGUCCCGGGUCAUCCCCGGGGUCUCGCUGUAGCAUUCCCUCUAAGGACUCCAAAAAGGAUGGGUACUGUUGUUUGGUACAUAGGCACAAACAACAGUCAAGACCCGUCCCCCCACCCAAAGGUGGAGGGAGACUGCUCUAUCAUCCACAGGGGUGAACCCCAACGUACAGCCGCCGAGCCGGGGGGCUAAUAAAUAUUCUCACACACGCUCGGUGCCUCUCAAUGUGGGCAAUUCCAGAGUGGAACAGAGUCCAACCCUUCGCAAGCAGACUGGUACCAGAGCCCAAGUGGUACGUAGAGGAGAGUGACUUAUAUCUACUCAGAACAUCACAACCUCACACACCAGCUCGGGCUCCUUCCCCAACAGAGGUGAAAUUUAAUGUCCCUACAGCCAGUUUAUUUAGCCAGGCAUCGAAUCUCCAAGGUCAUCGCCUUCGGCGACUUGCAUUGUUUGGUCCCUCACCUAGAACCUGUUUGCCAUGGUUGACCCAACCAGGGGGCGCAAGGCCCCAGACAACUUAGCUCCUAGGAUCAUCAGGACACACAGACGUCUCCACAACGAUAAGGUUAUGGCUCAAGUUUUUAUUUUUUUUUAAUUUCUAAUUUAAAUUGUGUGUGCUUACGCAUUUGCAUCUGCGGCCCAGCCUCAGCCAUAUUCUGCCCUUGCGGCCCCAAUGUAAAUUGAGUUUGAAACACCGUGAAUUAGCUGGUGCAAUUCCUUGAAAGCCUUCAUUAGCAUUCCUUUUUAAUAGAAUGUAUUUAAGAGUGGGAGUGGGUUCGGCAGCCAUAACAGAAUGGAAAUGCAUCUACCGUUACAAGCGGAAGCUUUUCAUUGUUAAUGCAGUCUUCCCACCAAUGUCUUAAAAUAUUCCAUAGUAAUAUUACUUUUAUUCUAUUUGUGAUUUUCCUGUAUUUUGAUGUAAGCUGUAACUAUUUACAGUUUUGCUGACAAUUAGUAAUUUACAUGGCAGCUUUAACUUGAUCACUGUAAAAAAAUAAAAUGAUUCUCACGUGUUG
Molecule: messenger RNA, 3312 nt
Organism: Syngnathoides biaculeatus (alligator pipefish)
Lineage: Eukaryota; Metazoa; Chordata; Actinopteri; Syngnathiformes; Syngnathidae
Gene: gpr137
Product: G protein-coupled receptor 137
Exons: 8
Coding region: 347-1525 (392 amino acids)
Biological process (GO): positive regulation of TORC1 signaling
Cellular component (GO): lysosomal membrane
Source: RefSeq, a predicted model, not a curated record